Messenger RNA from Carya illinoinensis, 2717 nucleotides. Its product is annotated as probable cyclic nucleotide-gated ion channel 5. Gene Ontology annotation, molecular function: protein binding; voltage-gated potassium channel activity. Gene Ontology annotation, biological process: potassium ion transport; transmembrane transport. Lineage: Eukaryota; Viridiplantae; Streptophyta; Magnoliopsida; Fagales; Juglandaceae. The transcript has 9 exons. The record is from RefSeq and is a predicted model, not a curated record. Bases 422 to 2608 code for a protein of 728 amino acids. Gene Ontology annotation, cellular component: membrane.
CAAAUUGGGAUUUAACUGCGAGACCAAACAACAAGAACAGUAAAAACCAGACACCGAGGCAUUGCCAGUUAGCACCAACCAUGCCACCCCGGAAACAACGGAUAUAGAGGCCGAUGCAGUAAUUUCUCACUUGGAUUGAAAAUCCUUGACUCCGCUACUUUCCUUUUCCUCCAUUUUUUUCUCUGGCAAAUCUCUCUCUCUCUGUCGAUCGAAUUAUUUUUUACCAGCUCAGACGAUGAAGUAAUUUAGUUCAACAGAUACCCAUCUCUCUUAUUUCUCCAGGUAUAUGUAUGUGGCACUUGCAUCAACUCAAUACUGUAAUUAGCUUGGAAUUUUUAGUUCAUCACGAGAUACAGAAGUCUUGAGUCUAUUAUCAUACUCGCCUGGCUGCUUGAUGGUUUUAUGUAUUCAAUUGUGAAGAAUGGAUCGUGAUUACAAAUCACAAUACAUGGGUGGCCAACGCGAGAAGUUUGUCAGGUUGGAUGACUUGGACUCUACAUUAUCAUCAUCUUCCGAUACUGGUGUGAAUAGAUGUGGAUUUGAUGUUGAGGGAUUUCGCCGUACUGCACACGCAAGAGAUGGAACGUCUAGAUCAUUUAAGAGAGGAAUGAGAAAGGGAUCUGAAGGACUUAAGUCGAUUGGUCGAUCACUUAGAUUUGGGGUUUCUCGGGGAGUGUUCCCAGAAGAUCUUAAAGUUUCAGAGAAGAAUAUAUUUGAUCCACAAGACAAAUUCCUCCUUUUUUGGAAUAGACUCUCUGUAAUAUCAUGUAUUUUGGCUGUCUCAGUGGAUCCCCUUUUUUAUUAUCUUCCUGUUGUUAAUCAAUCAUCAGAUUGCAUUGGUAUAGACCGAAAGUUGGCGAUCACAGUGACUACAUUGCGGACAAUUGUUGACACUUUCCAUCUUAUUCACAUGGCUCUCCAAUUCCGAACAGCUUACAUUGCCCCAUCCUCUCGGGUGUUUGGACGGGGUGAACUUGUGAUUGAUCCUGCACAAAUAGCCCGGCGAUACCUGCGGCGGUACUUUAUCGUUGAUUUUCUUUCCGUGCUACCCCUACCUCAGAUUGUGGUUUGGAGAUUUCUUCAGAUGUCAGAUGGUUCAGAUGUAAUGGCUACAAAACGGGCCCUGUUUUUCAUUGUCUUGCUUCAAUAUUUUCCCAGAUUUCUUCGAAUAUUACCUUUAACUUCAGAACUCAAAAGGACAGCAGGUGUCUUUGUUGAAACUGCUUGGGCAGGUGCUGCAUAUUACUUGCUAUUGUACAUGCUUGCUAGUCAUAUAGUUGGGGCAUUCUGGUACCUGUUAGCUAUAGAACGCAUUGAUGCAUGCUGGCAGGACGCUUGUCCUGAUAAUAAAAUUUGUAAAAGAUCCUUGUAUUGCAGCAAGCAAACCGUGGGACCAAGUUCAUGGCAUUCUCAGCUUAAUUCAAGUUGCUCAGUUGGUGAUAACUCGCAAUUUGAUUAUGGAAUCUUUGAAAAUGCUUUGUCAUCUGAAAUUGUCUCAUCCAUGAAGUUUGUCUCUAAAUACUGUUACUGUUUAUGGUGGGGGCUACAGAAUUUAAGUACACUUGGCCAGGGACUUCAAACCAGCACCUAUCCUGGGGAGGUUAUAUUUUCCAUAGCACUAGCCAUACUUGGACUCAUCCUCUUUGCGCUUCUGAUUGGCAACAUGCAGACCUAUCUUCAGUCGCUUACUAUUAGGCUAGAGGAGAUGAGGGUUAAAAGGCGUGACUCAGAACAGUGGAUGCAUCAUCGCUUGCUCCCACAGGAACUUAGGGAGCGGGUUAGACGUUAUGAUCAGUACAAGUGGUUGGAAACACGCGGUGUGGAUGAAGAGAGUUUGGUUCAGAGUCUACCAAAAGAUCUUAGAAGAGAUAUCAAGCGACAUCUCUGUCUUGCUUUAGUGAGGAGGGUUCCUCUAUUUGAGAACAUGGAUGAGAGGUUGCUUGAUGCCAUUUGUGAGCGACUUAAACCAUGUUUAUUCACAGAGAGUACUUACAUUGUCCGGGAAGGCGAUCCAGUUGAUGAGAUGCUCUUUAUCAUACGUGGUCGCCUUGAGAGUGUAACCACUGAUGGUGGUAGAAGUGGGUUUUUCAACCGUAGUUUUCUGAAAGAAGGUGAUUUCUGUGGGGAGGAGCUUCUGACCUGGGCACUGGAUCCCAAAUCAGGAUCUAACCUCCCAUCUUCUACACGGACAGUGAAAGCUAUAACAGAGGUUGAGGCUUUCGCCCUAAUUGCUGAAGAGUUAAAAUUUGUGGCAAGUCAAUUUAGGCGCCUUCACAGUAGACAGGUACAGCACACCUUCCGUUUCUAUUCACAGCAGUGGAGGACUUGGGCCGCAUGCUUUGUCCAAGCGGCAUGGCGUCGAUAUUCCAAGAGGAAGAAUAUGGAACUUCAGCGUAAGGAAGAAGAAGAAAAGGCAGAAAAGUUGGCAGGGACUGGCAACAUUGUUGGUGGUGGUUCAUAUAGUCUUGGUGCCACUUUCUUAGCUUCCAGGUUUGCAGCAAACGCAAUGCGUGGUGUUCAUCGAAAUCGGAAUGCAAAGACUGCUAGGGAAUUGAUAAAACUGCAGAAGCCUCCGGAGCCUGAUUUUGCUGUUGAUGAUACAGAUUGACUUGGGAUGCUUUAAUUGUGAUGUAAGAUAACGGCUGAAUUUUUUUUCCUACUUUGCGUAAAGGGACCGAGAACAAUCUAUUAUAAUGCAAGCAUUCAAUAUUUGAAAA